UAGUAUCUCCACGAGAUAGUUCAGUCUCAGAACCACCUUAAAUCUUAUGAUACCUUUAUUUCUCUUCUUAAACCAACAGACACCUCUUAUGUUUUAGCCACCACGAAAAAUAAACACAACCACACAGUCACACACAGAGCUUGUUUUAUUUCCAUACGCAUAAUACUAAACUGUGUGCACAGUCAUCCUAGCCUAGUCAACUCACAUUCUUCUGGGAAGCUUUUGCUUUUGUUUUUGUUGUUGACAAUGGAUUUUGAAUGGAUGUGGGACUUUCUUGAGGGCAUGUUGAAACCUUUGGCUGCGACCAUGGUGGUGGUCAUGGCGGUGCUGUUGUCUUAUUUGCAAAAGUUGGGUUUGGAGAGGGAGAUGAUUUAUUCAAUUGCCAGGGCAUUUCUUCAGCUUUCUAUCAUUGGGUUUGUUCUGCAAUUCAUUUUCAGUCAGGAAAAUAGUUUGUGGAUCAUUCUGGCUUACCUCUUCAUGGUCUCUGUUGCUGGUUAUACGGCUGGUCAACGGGCUAAACAUGUCCCUCGAGGGAAGUAUGUUGCAGGAGCUUCCAUCCUGGCUGGAACUGCAGUGACCAUGUUCCUGCUGCUUGUGCUAAAUGUAUUUCCUUUCACUCCACGAUACAUCAUCCCUGUUGCAGGUAUGAUGGUUGGGAAUGCAAUGACAGUAACUGGGGUAACCAUGAAGAGACUCAGAGAUGACAUCAGAACACAAAUGAACCUGGUGGAGACUGCAUUGGCUCUUGGUGCAACUCCGCGUCAAGCAACACUUCAGCAAGUGAAAAGGGCUCUGGUUAUUGCACUAUCUCCAGUGUUGGACAAUGCCAAAACUGUUGGUCUUAUCUCACUUCCUGGUGCAAUGACUGGACUUAUAAUGGGAGGAGCUUCCCCUCUGGAAGCCAUUCAGCUACAGAUUGUGGUAAUGAACAUGCUUGUAGGUGCAUCAACAGUUAGCAGCAUCAUGUCUACUUACCUGUGCUGGCCUUCCUUCUUCACCAAAACUUUCCAGUUAGAAACAAAGGUCUUCACUGCCGAAUGAGUUUCGCAUGUAGUUUUGCUCCCAAUGCUCAGCCCCGGUUAACCAAAUAAAGAGCUGAUGCAUGAGUUGUGGGAGAAGCAGCUUCCACAUCUGAGGCCUCUCUACUCGGUUAUGUGUAUAAAUGCAUCGGUUUUUGUGAUGGGUAAUUUUCCAAUCGAGAAUGUUUAGAUGUAGAAAUUAUUCUUUUUUCUAGGCUAAAAUCCCCAUCCCCCCUCUCCUAAAUGAGGAGAUUUUAUUCCCAAGAAGAUACCCUAAAAAAAUUCAGGGUAUAUAUGUACAAAAAUAUGCCAAAAUUGUAUAAAGGUUGGCUCCCCUUGUGCUGAGUGGCAUGCUGAAAGUCUUAUUCGUUUUGGCGAAAUAAAAAAUUUAAUGUUAAACUUGCCUUUUUA
Quercus robur (English oak) is the source of this 1430-nucleotide messenger RNA. Its product is annotated as protein ALUMINUM SENSITIVE 3. The record is from RefSeq and is a predicted model, not a curated record. The coding region runs from base 247 to 1041 and encodes 264 amino acids. Gene Ontology annotation, biological process: response to aluminum ion. The transcript has 3 exons. Lineage: Eukaryota; Viridiplantae; Streptophyta; Magnoliopsida; Fagales; Fagaceae.